Molecule: messenger RNA, 3149 nt
Organism: Scleropages formosus (Asian bonytongue)
Lineage: Eukaryota; Metazoa; Chordata; Actinopteri; Osteoglossiformes; Osteoglossidae
Product: matrix metalloproteinase-17-like
Exons: 10
Coding region: 128-1879 (583 amino acids)
Biological process (GO): collagen catabolic process; extracellular matrix organization; proteolysis
Cellular component (GO): extracellular matrix
Molecular function (GO): zinc ion binding; metalloendopeptidase activity
Source: RefSeq, a predicted model, not a curated record
ACCCGUGGAUGCGGGGUCCACGGCGGGCAGUGCGCGUGGGAACUGCGCGGAUUCCACUGUCGCUGGAGUAUCGGUCUCGCCGGAGUCUCCGUCGUCCCACUGGAGUGUCCGUCUCGCGUCCACGGAGAUGCUCCUCCUGGUUCCGCUCCUCUGCUUCCUGUGGACUCUCGCGGAGACGCGCGCGGCGCCCUCGCUGCUCACGGCCGAGCAGACGAACAUGAUGGGCACGGAUUGGCUGAGCAAGUUUGGGUACCUCCCACCGCCGGACCCUGUGACCGGACAGCUGCAGACCAAGGAGGCUCUGACCAAAGCCAUCAAAGCCAUGCAGAAGUUUGGAGGCCUGGAGGAGACCGGCGUGUUGGACGAAGAGACCCUGGGCCUGAUGAAGACUCCACGCUGCUCUCUACCCGACCUCUCCGAGUCUGAAUCACCUUUGACCCGACGGAGACGUGCGCCGCCCUCCCAGUCCAAGUGGAGCAAGAGACACUUGUCCUGGAGGAUUCGGACCUUUCCCAAGGAGUCGCACCUGCUGGGCCGGGACACGGUGCGGGCGCUCAUGUACUACGCCCUGAAGGUGUGGAGCGACAUCGCGCCGCUCGACUUCCACGAGGUGGCGGGGAACCAGGCCGACAUCCAGGUCGACUUCACCAAGGCCGACCACAACGACGGCUACCCGUUCGACGGCCCCGGGGGCACCGUGGCGCACGCCUUCUACCCCGGGGACCGCCUCACCGCCGGGGAUGUCCAUUUCGACGACGACGAGGCCUGGACCUUCAGGUCACCGGACACCCACGGGAUGGACCUGUUCGCGGUGGCGGUUCAUGAGUUCGGUCACGCCAUUGGCCUGGCUCAUACCUCGGCCAUCGAGUCCAUCAUGAGGCCGUACUACCAGGGCCCCGUGGGCGACCCGCUCAAGUACCACCUUCCAUACGAGGACAAAGUCCGGGUCUGGCAGCUCUACGGGGUACGAGACUCAACAUCCCACACAGUUGAGCCUGACACCUCCCACAGUGCAGAACACCCCGUCCUUCUGGACCUCCCCGAGAACAGGUCCACUGUCCCGCCAGCUCGUGGCGUCCCAGAUAGGUGUAGUGCUAACUUUGAUGCGGUGGCCCAAAUCCGAGGCGAAGCCUUCUUCUUCAAAGGGAAAUACUUCUGGCGUCUGACGAGAGAGAAGCACCUGGUGUCACUGCGCCCAGCUCAGGUCCAGCGCUUCUGGAGGGGUCUCCCCACCACCUUGGAGGGCGUGGAUGCUGUGUACGAGAGGCCCGGAGACCACAAGAUCGUCUUCUUCAAAGGGAUGAAAUACUGGGUGUUCAAGGAUAACAACGUGGAGGAGGGCUACCCCCGGCCAAUCAGCGACUUCGGUUUGCCCACAGAUGGUGUGGAUGCCGCCUUCGUGUGGCCACACAAUGAGAAGACCUACUUCUUCAAGGACGGUCGCUACUGGCGCUACGACGACUACGUGCACCGCAUGGACCUGGGCUACCCCAAGGACAGCACGCUGUGGAAGGGGGUACCGCCCCAGCUGGACGAUGCCAUGCGAUGGUCCGAUGGGGCCUCCUACUUCUUCAAAGGGGCUGAGUAUUGGCGGGUGGCGGGCAGCGACAUGGAGGUGGAGGACGGCUACCCGCGGCCCGUCGGCAAGGACUGGCUGGUGUGCGCGGACAUGCUGUCGGACUCUCCUGCCCCGGAGGCAAACGGCACAGACGCACGCCCUCGGGGACGGCACCGCGCCAGCCACGCGGGCAGCAACUACGAGGUGUGCUCCUGCACCUCUGACUCGGCCACGGCUCUCUGGCCCCGUCCGUCCUCCCCACCCUUUGGAGUUCUGGUCUUGCUCUGGACGCUUCCAGUAACCCUCAAUACACAACUAUGAUGUUCGUACGUCACAGACUCACAGAUGAAAAAUCAAACGGCCGAUACGCGUACAGGACUUUUGUGGAUCUUUUUAUCCUCUUUUCUCCCAGUUAAGUUACUUAAGCAAAAAUGAUAUCCACAAACGACAACCAAACGUUAUUUCACAUUUGAUAUAUUCAUAAACACUGAAUAUUUAUUUUUUUACAUUUUAUUUAAGUUUCAAAGAGUACUUGGUUGUUACCAGGUGAUAUACUGUAUUUACAGUAAUAAGACUGAUACUACCAGUAGAGGCAUUUCGAAGUAGAACUUUUAAAAAAAUGACUAAUCAUUUCAUGUGGAAAAUUCCAGAUCUUACUGUUCAGCUUCAUAUAAAAGUAGAACUAAAGUUAUUUGAAUGGGGUGACCGGUACCCAGGAAGUGAGUGAGAAGCGGUCAAAUCCAUUGUACAGGAACAUCGUCAUGAUUAAUACGUAGCCAAAGGAUUUAACGCCCUGUUGGACGGGGCUAUUUGGUUAAACCUGGGUGGAGGCAUUAGACAGGAGGGUUGAGGGAACUCUGCUGUACAAGAGGAGGUUUCUCACACUGGGGUUUCUCAUUCGCAUGGGGGUCCUUGUGUCUUGCAAUACAAGAAAGAGAUGUUUCUUUUUUCCCCUCCUUGAUUUGCAAGCAUUUUCUUACUUUGUGUUCAAGUGCUUUAAUAGACAAAUAUUUUCACUAAUGAGAAUCUGAAAUUCAACAUUAUAUUAGAAAUAUGUUUAAGAACAUUUGACGGGUUGGAGAUGUUGCAUUUCACGUGUUUCAUUAUCCUUAUCGCUCUUUGUUGAUUUGGCUUUUCUUGCUUCUCUGUUUGUUUACUGCUUUUGUGCGGUCCGCCAGUCGGCUCCCAUCGGCAAAAAGUCCUAAUUUCUGAUAUGAACGCAAGCAAGAUGUGAUCUAACCUAUAACAGGAAAUAUGGCUAAAUAUUAUGGUGUCCCCUCAGGUCCUUGUUGUGAUAACGUAUUGCACUGUUUGUUUAAAAAAUGUUACUUUUCUAACAGAAGAUAUGUUUAGUUCUACAUCACUCGUAGAUAAAGCAAAAAUGAAAGCAUAAUAAUGGUAAUAAAAAUGUACAAAGAUUAUUAGAAAAUGUAUAAAUACAUGUAAAUGAUAUAUGGAUAAAAACAAGUAUUCCAAGCCAACUUUUCUAUUAUUUGUACAAAUAUAACUGGAAGCAGCUAUGAAGGAGUUCAGUUACUUUUUGUUAUUGACACUGUGAAAGUAGAAGGUUUUAUAAAACAGCCACACUGAG